AUGUCACCAGCCUCGAUCCAAGACGAGCAUGACUCCGACGAAGAUGUCGAGUUUGAGGAUGUUCCAGUCUCCUGCAACAGAGACAGACAGGACGGAGAUAUGUCCAUAGUCCUCCCUGUAACUCCCCACCCACCAUGGAAUCCAACACUCUCACUCCCUCCACAGCGAGCCCAGCCAAUCCCCUCAGGCUCCAUGGAAGAAACACAACUCCGUGGCCAAAUCAGCGCUGGCAUCGAGAGAGUAACCUAUCGCAAAAUGAAAUCCGAUAUGGGUAUGGAUGCACCCGGUACCCCCACCUCAGAGCGCAGAUAUGAAAGUUUCAAAGAGCUCGCUGCGGAUGUGGAGGGUCUUGUCGAUAUGCUUUGGGCGUCUGCUACUCCGGCCAUCCAAACAGAAGCCCUCAUAACCCUAGCAGGCCUAACCCAAACCUCCCUCCCAGCCUUCCCCUUCGAAGCCCAACCAACGCUCUCAAUCCUCCACAAACUAGACUCCGUCUUCGCAGCUCUAUGUACAGGCACGCACCCGGUAGACGGCCUCGUCCUCCCCGGUGCACAGCCAGGCCAGUCUCUCGCGACAGAGACGCAGAAAGUGCGGAUCCGAAGUUUGGCGGAGAGGACGAGAUACGAGGUCUUUUCUUGUUUGGGGAGAUCGAGUGGGAAGGUUGCUGAUGGGGAUGGGUGGGAUGAGGAGGAUAGUGGGGAUGAGGUGGAUGAGCCGUGGAUGUUGGAGGCGACGAGGGUCUAUGAGAAGUGUCUUAUGUUGCUUGCGGAGCAGGAUCCUGAGGGUGAGAGUGAGGGGAUGGAGUUUAAUUGUUUAUAG
Molecule: messenger RNA, 819 nt
Organism: Penicillium bovifimosum
Lineage: Eukaryota; Fungi; Ascomycota; Eurotiomycetes; Eurotiales; Aspergillaceae
Product: general transcription factor IIH subunit TFB6 family
Exons: 2
Coding region: 1-819 (272 amino acids)
Cellular component (GO): transcription factor TFIIH holo complex
Source: RefSeq, a predicted model, not a curated record